CGUUCCAGAUCCAAAGAUAAACAAGGCGCCCAGAGAAAGAGUGAGAAAGAGAGAAGAAGGAUGAUGGGGAGAAUGUUCUUGUGCUUGUUGCUGGCCCUCUCAGCCAGCAUAGAGAUAAGUGAUGCUUUGGGAGGCCGAGGUCCAGCAACAAGGCAGGGAGAUGCCCUUAACAAGCUCUAUUUCGACGCGUUCAACUUAAAGAGAAAAGCAGUUGCUGCAAGUGAUUCUUCUUAUGCCGCCACUCUUUUCUCCGAUCUGUCGUCGAAAACUUAUCCCCAGCAGGGGUUGAAGGAGAGUGACAAGAUCACCAAGUUGCCUGGCCAGCCUCAAGGUGUAGAUUUUGAUCAGUAUGGAGGCUACGUCACCGUCGACAAGGAAGCUGGUAGAGCCCUAUUCUACUACUUGGCCGAGGCUGCAUCUGCUAAUUCUUCUUCCAGACCACUGGUUCUCUGGCUCAAUGGAGGACCGGGUUGCUCAUCUCUCGGAAUUGGAGCGAUGGAAGAGCUAGGACCCUUUCGCGUCACGAGCGACGGCAAGACGCUCUUCAAAAAUCCAUAUGCAUGGAAUACAG
Molecule: messenger RNA, 571 nt
Organism: Elaeis guineensis (African oil palm)
Lineage: Eukaryota; Viridiplantae; Streptophyta; Magnoliopsida; Arecales; Arecaceae
Source: RefSeq, a predicted model, not a curated record